UGAGUAGCUUUACAUUUUCCGGGUACAUAUUAUGUUUAUAAACUAACGACUAGUGAUAUUCCCAAUGAUAAUUAAUAAUGGGAUUGUUAACAGUGCUUAAGAAACUGAAGCAAAAGGAGAAAGAAAUGCGUAUUUUAAUGCUAGGUUUAGAUAAUGCUGGUAAGACAACAGUUUUAAAGAGACUUAAUGGAGAACCAAUUGAUACAAUAUCACCAACUCUUGGUUUUAAUAUUAAAACUUUGGAACAUCGUGGAUACAAACUAAAUAUAUGGGAUGUGGGUGGACAAAAGUCAUUACGGUCUUAUUGGAGAAAUUAUUUUGAAUCUACAGAUGGUCUUGUGUGGGUAAUUGACAGCGCAGAUAGAAGAAGAUUGGAGGAUUGUAAGACAGAAUUAUAUAAACUUUUACAAGAAGAGAGAUUAGAAGGUGCAAGUUUAUUAAUACUUGCGAAUAAACAAGAUUUGCCUGGAGCACUGUCUGCAUUUGAUAUUGCAGAAAUUUUGGAAUUACCUAAUAUUAAAACCCAUCAUUGGCAAAUAUACAAAUGUUCAGCAGUUACAGCAGAAAAUCUUGUGGAAGGAAUAAAUUGGAUUGUUGAUGAUAUUUCUGCUAGAAUAUUUUACAUAGAUUGAUAUUAAGAAAUGCAUCAAAUUUUAGAAUCUAUAUCACUACUAUUACAAUUCUUUGUAAUUUUUUGUAUUGUAACACUUAUUUCGUAUUCGUUAAAAAGCAUAAAUGUAAUUUAAUUAUAUUUUAUUUAAAUUAAUAAAGUUAGAGUAUUGUAAUAAA
Messenger RNA from Bombus terrestris (buff-tailed bumblebee), 789 nucleotides. RefSeq names its product ADP-ribosylation factor-like protein 2 (gene Arl2). NCBI's taxonomy places the organism in Eukaryota, Metazoa, Arthropoda, Insecta, Hymenoptera, Apidae. Gene Ontology annotation, biological process: protein folding. Gene Ontology annotation, cellular component: microtubule cytoskeleton; cytoplasm. Gene Ontology annotation, molecular function: GTPase activity; GTP binding. The record is from RefSeq and is a predicted model, not a curated record. Bases 78 to 632 code for a protein of 184 amino acids. The transcript has 2 exons.